This is a messenger RNA of Gongylonema pulchrum, 207 nucleotides long. The record is from the annotation of a GenBank genome assembly. NCBI's taxonomy places the organism in Eukaryota, Metazoa, Nematoda, Chromadorea, Rhabditida, Gongylonematidae.
AUGCCCACUUUGCUGGCGGCUGAAUAUUUAUUGGAAAAAAUGCAAAAUUCGGUCGGUAUCUUCAAGCAGGACGACCAGAAAUCGGUGGCCGGGAAGUGCCAAAGCCGGAGCCCUUAUCGACUUCAGAGUAACCGUUAUCAAAAGCAAUGGCAAGCAGAGAUUGCCAUUAGUAUUGAUAACGACAUUGAGAAGGAAGAGUGGAAAUGA